This is a messenger RNA of Paramecium pentaurelia, 240 nucleotides long. The record is from the annotation of a GenBank genome assembly. NCBI's taxonomy places the organism in Eukaryota, Ciliophora, Oligohymenophorea, Peniculida, Parameciidae.
AUGAAUGGUAACUAUUAAGCCUAGAAUUAUGCAAAAUUAGUCGAAGCAUCUACCAAUAUGAACUAACAGAAGUUAAGGAAACACAGAAAAAAUACAAUCAAUAGUCAAAAUACUUAGGGAACUCAAAGGAAAUGGGAGGCAGAAUAUUAAUUAGCAGUAAAGAUUAUAACUAUUUAGAUUUUUAGUAAAGUUGCCUGCAAUUUGGAAUUAAAGCAAAAUUAGGAUUAAAUAUUCGAAUGA